Messenger RNA from Lasiosphaeria miniovina, 2328 nucleotides. RefSeq names its product WD40-repeat-containing domain protein. Gene Ontology annotation, molecular function: protein binding; protein-macromolecule adaptor activity. The record is from RefSeq and is a predicted model, not a curated record. The transcript is spliced from 3 exons. Lineage: Eukaryota; Fungi; Ascomycota; Sordariomycetes; Sordariales; Lasiosphaeriaceae. Gene Ontology annotation, biological process: proteasome-mediated ubiquitin-dependent protein catabolic process. Gene Ontology annotation, cellular component: nucleus. The coding region runs from base 1 to 2328 and encodes 775 amino acids.
AUGGCCGACGACAAGCUGCCCUCGGGGGCUCCCAAAACCUCUGCAACCUUAAGCAGCAACCUCUUGUCUUCUCCUCCUAGGGCGCCGCCCAGCCAAGGCAGCAGGGAACGCCGCAACCCUUCGAUCACGCCUCGCAAGUUCCGGAGGUUCUUCACGCCUCGCUCACGCGUCUCGUCCAACCCUAGCGCUGCCAGGACAGCUCUCCGUGACCUCACAGCCCCGGCUCUCAACCGCUGCCAGACUCCUUCGAGCCCCCUGAAGCCCAUAUCAGAGGAGCUCACCUUCGACGACUUGCCAAGUCUCCACGAUGCACAGCAGCGGCCCAAACGCCGCAAGGUCCAGCAUGACACCCCCGACCGCUUGCCAUCGUACUUGCCCUCUCCUUUGGAUUCGUCACCCGCUCUACUUCCGACCCCUGAACUGAGACGGGGACCACAAAGCCCCAUCCGGUCUCUGCAAGCCCGCCGCUCUGCCCAAGAUGACAUCGAUACGUAUGACUCGGCGUCCGAGGACAACGAGGACGAAGAAGUACCUGCAGACCAGACAUCGUACAAGAGACCUGUACCACUACACCGUCGAGGACUAGGAGGGCAACUCUUGCAGCGCAUGACGGGCAGUCUGUCGCGUGCUAAUGGCCGAACUUUGUUGCAUCCCGUUGCAGACUGGAGAUCAGAAACAGCCAACUUUUAUACAAAGCCAGAAGACGCUCACUCUUGCACCAGCCAUGAAGGCGCACCGCGGAGUAUCCCAUUCUGCACAGCGAGCUGUAAUAAAAGCAGCCUGGUUGCAGUUGGUGACGAAGAAGGCUAUGUGCGGCUUCUAGAUUCAGACAAGGACUUUUCCAAGAUUCAUCUGUCAUUUCCAGCCCACGGCAAUGCCAUCAUCGACUUGGCCUUCUCCGACGACGACUAUCUCCUAGCCACGGCAUCGGGAGACCAGACCGGUAGAGUAAUCGACAUGAUGACACAAACGCCCAUUUCAAUAUUGGGCCACCACACGGCAUCCCUCAAGCAGGUGCGCUUCCAGCCGGGGCGUGGCUCCAACUGCGUCCUGGCAACGUCGGGCCGUGACGGCAGUGUGCAAAUCUUGGACCUGCGGUGCCAGGGUGGCCCAGUUCAGGAGAUCACCCCCAUUCGAUCUGAGGCAGGGCUUCAUCACCGUUCUUCCCAGACCGUGGAUUCGGGCUGCGUCGUCAACAGCAUCUACGAUGCACACGCCAGGAUCUCAAGGAAAGACGCUCGGGCACAGUCGUCCAGCAACUCCGCCACGGGGCCCUCGGGUGACGUUGCGCGCAUAGGCGAGGUACCAGGGCGCUUUGGUGAAGUGUCCGUCACGGCACUUCAGUUCCUGCCGCCGGGUCGCGAGCACUUGCUCUUGACAGCCUGUGAAGCGGACGCGAGCAUCAAGCUAUGGGACAUACGCGCGGUACACACGAGCCGAAACCACAAGCACAGCACCCCUGUGUCGUUCACAGCGCCGCCGGCCAGCCACAUCGCGUGGCGGCCCUUUGGCAUCUCGUCUAUGACGCUAGGUGGCGACGGCUCCCGCCUGUACGCCUUGUGCAAGGACAACACCGUUUACACCUACAGCACUGCCCACCUUGUUCUUGGCCACGCUGCAGAACUUGCUGCGGCCCCGCCCGGCGCCGACCCUCCGCGCAGACGACACCAUCACCACGGCACGGCCCACCAAGGGCUCGGCCCCCUGUACGGCUUCCGCCACCCCCUUUUCCACGCCACAAGCUUCUACGUCAAGUCGAGCCUGCGGCCAGCGCGCGACGGCCUUUCGGAGCUGCUUGCUGUUGGCAGCAGCGACGGCUGCACGGUACUGUUCCCCACGGACGAGCGCUAUGUCCGAGAAGCGUGGGAGCCGCGCGCCCAGGGCGAGCAAGAAGAGGGAGACGACGAGGGAACAACAGCAGCAGAAGAAGACGAGAAAUCGUACCUGGUAGGCGAGUCAACAGCCGGCCUCCCUGUAAUAAGCAGCGGCAGAUCCCGACGACCAUGGCUCCUCGGCAGUAGCGGCAGGAGCCUCGUGCGCGCAAACAGCAUGACCAACAUCUUCGCCGCGCGCCAGGCCGACGCCAUGCCCGUGGUCCGCCGCGGCACUCCCCUCGUCCGCGGCCACGACAAGGAGGUCGGCGCCAUGACCUGGACGAGCACCGGCAAGCUCAUCACCGUCGGCGAUGACUACCUCAUCCGCUGCUGGAGCGAGGACCGCGAGGCAGCCAGCGACCUGCGCCUCGGCGGCGAGACGGGCGGCCGCCGCUGGGGCUGCGGCUGGGCCGACGUCGGCGACGCCUGGGACGGCGACAAGGAUGAUUGGUGA